UGCCCCUGGGGCCGGCUCCUGCCCCGGCCGCUCCCGCCGACCGUUGGGCGACGGGCCGGAGUUCCUCCCUCAGGCCCUCCCCCCACCCUCCGAACAGCUCUGGUGGCGGCGACCCAUGUGGGGGUUCAGGCUCCUGCGGUCUCCGCCGCUGCUUCUCCUGCUGCCGCAGCUCGGAGUCGGAAUCGCCGCGUCCAGCUCUCAGGCCGGAACUAUGAACCUGGGCGGCGGCAGCAGCAGCGGCGCGGUCUGCUCUCUCUCGGCCGGGCGGCGCCGGCCGCAGUGUGUGCAGCUGUCCACGGUGCCGGGAGCCGACCCGCAGCGCUGCAACGAGUUGCUCUUGCUGGCGGCGGCGGCCGGGGAGGGACCGGAACGGCGGGACCUCCCUGGGGACCCGGCAAAGGAGGAACCUCAACCGCCGCCCCAGCAUCACGUUCUCUAUUUCCCCGGGGAUGUGCAGAAUUACCAUGAAAUUAUGACUCGCCAUCCUGAGAAUUAUCAGUGGGAAAACUGGAGUCUAGAAAAUGUUGCCACCAUUUUAGCCCACCGGUUCCCUAAUAGUUAUAUUUGGGUGAUAAAGUGUUCCCGAAUGCAUUUGCAUAAAUUCAGCUGCUAUGACAAUUUUGUGAAAAGCAAUAUGUUUGGUGCUCCAGAACACAAUACUGACUUUGGAGCUUUUAAGCACCUUUAUACAUUAUUAGUUAAUGCUUUUAACUUAAGUCAGAAGAGUUUGCUAUCAAAGAAGAAUGUGAAAGAUUCGAAUAAGGACUCCAAAGCAUCUAAUUGUAGAUCCAGUUCUUCUCAUACUACUAAUGGUUGCCGGGGUGAAAAAGAGAGGACCUGUGAAAAAUUUGAUGAGUCUGCCAUGAGUUUUUAUCCACCAUCACUAAAUGGUGCUUCUUUUACUUUGAUUGGAUUCAGUAAAGGUUGUGUUGUGUUGAAUCAGCUGCUCUUUGAAUUGAAAGAAGCCAAGAAAGACAAGAAUAUCGAUGCUUUUAUCAAAAGCAUAAAAACAAUGUACUGGCUGGAUGGCGGUCAUUCUGGAGGAAGCAAUACUUGGAUUACUUAUCCAGAAGUCUUGAAAGAAUUUGCACAAACAGGGAUAAUUGUUCACACCCAUGUAACACCUUACCAAGUACAUGAUCCAAUGAGAUCUUGGAUUGGAAAGGAGCACAAGAAAUUUGUUCAGAUACUUGGAGAUUUUGGUAUGCAGGUGACUAGCCAAAUUCAUUUUGCAAACGAAGCUCCUUCCAUAGAGAAUCACUUCAGGGUUCAUGAAGUGUUUUGAGACUACAAUAUUAUUAAUGUAGAAUAGCAGAAGCACUUUGAGAGUUAUCAGUUCAGAUAAUGAGAUGUAAUUCAUAGAUGCAUUGUCAGUUUUUUGGGGGGUUUUUUUGGUGGGGGGUGGGGGGCAGGAAGCACACAUUCCUAAAAUAUGAGUGUAACGUGCAGUAGUAUUCCUUGCUUGUGAAUGUGAAUAGUUUCUAAUUGGGACUGGGUUACAGUUAGUUCAUUUUAAAUCUAAAAGGUGGUUUGUGAUAAUCCUACAAGGAGAAUGCAAGACCCUUGAGAAUGAAAGUUAUGAUAUAGUCCUUACAAAAGGCAAUUAAGAUUGUUAUUGUUGAAAAUAGUUUAUUUUCUGAGUAAUGUUUAAAGUUAAUUUUGGUGAUACUUUAACAGUAAUAAGCUAUUUUGGUACUCAAAACUUUUGAGUGGAAACAUGCUAUUUCUCUUUAAACAAAGCGAAGGCACACUGAUGUUUUCCAUCAGUUUGCAGUAACUAUACCCUGCCUCUUCUGUGUAUAAACUCAUGGAGUCAUUCUUCAGUGAGCCAUCAAGUAUUUUUUGUUAAGAGUCAAAAUGUAUUUGUUUCCACAUACCCAAGAAUGUGUAGUAGUAUAAAGUUGGUUUUUAAAAAUAUUACACUUAAGCACUGUGGCUUAAUUUUUAAUUGACAACUUUUGGAUAAGACAUUUUGGAGUUUCUUGAAUUUUGGCAAAAAAACAGUUCCUUUGAAAAAUUGUUUCAAAUUGAAUAUAAUUAUGUAUAUUGGGUAAAAAUAUAGUACAGAUUUAAAAUCGUUUCAUCCUAUCAGUCUUUUGAAAGAGACCAACUUAGGUAAAAUUUAAUACUCUAUUUGGUAGUGCUCUAUUGAAAAGGAGACAGAUUCUAUAGAUCUAAGUCACUGUUUCUCCUGAAGCAUAAUUUUGUCUGCCAAAAGAAAGCAGCUCUCCUUGGCCAAAAUGCAAAAUUAUAUUGCUAUAAGAAAAGUUAUAAGGGAAAGUUUGAAGACACAAAUGAUUUAAUUUUGGCUCAAAAACUGAAUUUGCUUAACACUGCUACAUAAUUUGGGUGAGGUUUCCUUCUGCCCAUUUUUCUUGACCUAGAUAAAUACAUUUUGAGAAACCAAAAUCUAAUGAAUGUCAACCAACACUGAAACAUAACUGUGUGAUUACAAUAAAAGGUUAGUGGUCUUUUUUAAAUUGUUUAUUAAUAAUUAGCUUUUGCAGGUCAUGAAAUAAUUUACCAGAGAAGUAAUAUGCUGCUUUCAGACUGAAAAAAAAAAGACUGAAGCUUAAUAUCUUAAUAAUCUAGAGGGUCUAAAUAUAUAAAAGAAUAAAUAAAAUGUUAAUUUCUUGGUUUCUUCCCAGAAUUAUAUUUUAAUGACUCUAUAAAUACAUUCCAAAUAUUGAGAGACUUAUAAGAAAGGAUUUUUACUUGUCAGAUGCUUAAAAAUAUCAUCCCUUAAUUCUAUGAACUAGAGAAUAGUAUCUUGCAAUGGCCUUUUUUUUAAAGGAUGAAGUACAGUAGUUUUAUAUUGCUUUGAUUUCUUUUAAAUACCUGCUGUUUCUUUUGAGACCAAAAAUUCCCAACAAGGAAACCAGUCAGCCUGAUUCUAGCAUUUUGUUUAUUACCUUGUCUUAAAGCACCAUUAUUGAUUGGAUGACUUCUUUCAAUAUGUUUAAAAAUCCUUGGUUAAAUUUAUGUUUAUCUAAUGUAAAAUAGCUAAGUUACUGAAUAAUUAGGGGGGGAAGGAAAGGCAUUUAUUUUUACAGGAUUAACUAAAAUGGAAAAAAAGUAUAACUUUUAGCAGAAUGAUUCAUUUAAAAAUGUGAGACAUUUAAAAAUCUGGUCCUUGUAGCUAUCCAGUCAUGUAAAUGCUUAAUUGUAAUUGUUAUAUAUUGAGUGGAUAUUAAGAAUAACUCUCUGGGACACCUGAAAUUGUCAUUGCAUCAAAAUGAAACAGUGUUGAAAAGUGGAAAUAUUUUUCUUGAAUGAAAAUAUAUUCAAGUUGACCCAUAUUCAGAUAUUUUGUUUAAUACUUAAAAUUUGUUCUUUCACCACAUUUGUUUUAAACUAUUAUAAAUGUUAGUGUAUUCUUUUGGAUUGUGCCUUUGUGUUUGUGUCAUGAGUCAACUAAGAAAAGUAGUCAAAAAAUGUGAAAGUUGUUACCACCACAGCAUGAAUGUACAGUUGUAUUAAAUUUAAUCCACAGAAGUCUGUUUGGAUGUGCUAUAUGUUAUUACAUUUGUUAAAACUUUAGAUCAUUAUUUGGAAGGAAGCUGUUUCUCUCCACUUUGCCAGUUUGGGUUUGUGUAUGUUUUCAUUAACCUCCAUUUUUUUUUUUUUUUCCAUACAAGCAACUUUGACCCUUUCCUAUAAAAAUACAGCUCUUCUUUCCUUUAAAUUGCUCCACAAAAAUUAGCAUUAUUUCCUUCUGUUGUAUUUCCUAGAGAACAGAAUCUCUCAAAAAUAGCUUAUACGUUUUCUGUGCUAAUCAUGCCAGGUAUCUGUAUUCCUUUAGCUGUCAUAAAGAGACCUGGUUAGAAUAUGGUGU
Molecule: messenger RNA, 3835 nt
Organism: Hippopotamus amphibius kiboko
Lineage: Eukaryota; Metazoa; Chordata; Mammalia; Artiodactyla; Hippopotamidae
Gene: C8H2orf69
Product: chromosome 8 C2orf69 homolog
Exons: 2
Coding region: 116-1285 (389 amino acids)
Cellular component (GO): mitochondrion
Source: RefSeq, a predicted model, not a curated record